Molecule: messenger RNA, 4346 nt
Organism: Phacochoerus africanus (Common warthog)
Lineage: Eukaryota; Metazoa; Chordata; Mammalia; Artiodactyla; Suidae
Gene: USP22
Product: ubiquitin specific peptidase 22
Exons: 13
Coding region: 214-1758 (514 amino acids)
Biological process (GO): protein deubiquitination
Molecular function (GO): cysteine-type deubiquitinase activity; zinc ion binding
Source: RefSeq, a predicted model, not a curated record
AGCGCAUGCGCGGUGCGCGCUCGGCGGCGGUGACGUAGCUCCGCCGCGGCCUCAGCGACCCGCGAGCGCAGCGCGGGCGGCUCCCUCCAUAUCAGCUGUGCAGCUCUGCUUUGUCCUGGGCCGGUCCGUCGGUCGGGCCGCCCGAAGCCUCGCGCCGCGCUGGCGUCGUCCUCGUCCCCGCCGGCGCCCCGGCCUGAGCCGGACGGCGAGGCCAUGGACGCGGAGUUGGUGGUGACGCCGCCAGGCUGCGCGCACCUGGGCAGCUUCAAGGUGGACAACUGGAAGCAAAACCUGCGCGCCAUCUACCAGUGCUUCGUAUGGAGCGGCUCGGCGGAGGCCCGCAAGCGCAAGGCAAAGUCUUGCGUCUGCCACGUGUGUGGCGUCCACCUGAACAGGCUGCACUCUUGCCUCCACUGCGUCUUCUUUGGCUGUUUCACGAAGAAGCACAUUCACGAGCAUGCCAAGUCGAAGAGGCACAACCUGGCCAUCGAGCUUGUGUACGGCGGCGUUUACUGCUUCUUGUGCCAGGACUACAUCUACGACAGGGACAUCGAGGCCGUCGCCAAAGAGGAGCAGCGGAAGGCUUGGAAGAUGCAAGGCAUCGGGGAGAAGUUCUCCACCUGGGAGCCCACCAAGCGGGAGCUGGAGCUGCUGACCCACAACCCCAAGAGGCGCAAGAUCACCGCCAACUGCACCAUAGGUCUGCGGGGCCUCAUCAACCUGGGGAACACGUGCUUCAUGAACUGCAUCGUGCAGGCGCUCACGCACACGCCGCUGCUGCGGGACUUCUUCCUGUCGGACCGGCACCGCUGCGAGAUGCAGAGCCCCAGCUCCUGCCUGGUCUGCGAGAUGUCAUCGCUCUUCCAGGAGUUUUACUCCGGGCACCGGUCCCCACACAUCCCGUACAAGCUGCUGCACCUGGUGUGGACGCACGCCCGGCACCUGGCGGGGUACGAGCAGCAGGACGCGCACGAGUUCCUGAUCGCGGCCCUGGACGUCCUGCACCGCCACUGCAAAGGUGACGACAAUGGGAAGAAGGCCAACAACCCCAACCACUGCAACUGCAUCAUAGACCAGAUCUUCACGGGCGGGCUGCAGUCCGACGUCACCUGCCAGGUGUGCCACGGCGUCUCCACCACCAUCGACCCUUUCUGGGACAUUAGCCUGGACCUGCCUGGCUCCUCCACGCCCUUCUGGCCGCUGAGCCCCGGCAGUGAGGGCAGCGUGGUGAACGGGGAGAGCCACGCGUCGGGGACCACGACCCUCACGGACUGCCUGCGGAGGUUUACCAGACCCGAGCACUUGGGGAGCAGUGCCAAGAUCAAGUGUAGCGGUUGCCACAGCUACCAGGAGUCCACCAAGCAGCUCACCAUGAAGAAGCUGCCUAUUGUUGCCUGUUUUCAUCUCAAACGGUUCGAACACUCGGCCAAGCUCCGGCGGAAGAUCACCACCUACGUGUCCUUCCCGCUGGAGCUGGACAUGACCCCCUUCAUGGCCUCCAGCAAGGAGAGCAGGAUGAACGGCCAGUACCAGCAGCCGACGGACAGUCUCAGUAACGACAACAAGUACUCCUUGUUUGCGGUGGUCAACCACCAGGGGACGCUGGAGAGCGGCCACUACACCAGCUUCAUCCGGCAGCACAAGGACCAGUGGUUCAAGUGUGACGACGCCAUCAUCACCAAGGCCAGCAUUGAGGACGUGCUGGACAGCGAGGGGUACUUGCUGUUCUAUCACAAGCAGUUCCUGGAGUACGAGUAGCCGUCAGCUGGAAGCCCCCCAGAGUGAUCCAGACCCCCCGCCCCCGCUUCCCGCCGCCCGCCAGAUGCCCCCAGGGCCCCGGCUCCCCUGCAGCCUGGGCCCCCAGGAGGCGGCCCCAGGAGUGCCCAGGACGUGGUGUUCGGACAGUGGGCUGGAGGUGGGCCGGGUGCGGGGGGGCCUGGGCCGUGGCUCCUGCUUCUCGCGGGGGCGGGGGUGGAGGCGCCAGCGUUUCUCGUGGGUCCAGAAAGCAGGCAAGUGGAGGGGGCGGCCCUGGCGGGGUCUGUCUCUCUGUCAGUGUGUCGUGCGUGGCGCGGGCUUAGGCACGGGAGCCCCGGAGCCUGUGGGGCUGGAGGCGCCGGUGGGUCUGUCCCGCAGAUAACUUCGCGCCACCCUGCAUGCAGGAGGCCGCCUGUGCCCUCCCGGCUUUCUAGGAAUAGGCGUUUUCUUAGGCUCCUCUCUUUCUUUUUCUAACGGUGGGUCUCAUAGGCGUAGUGGUAGUGACGUGAGGGUUUGCUGAUCUCAUGCUGACACUGGGUUGUCUUCCCUUUGCCCUGAGUGAAUCUUUCUUUUUACUUGGUGCUGUUUUCGUUGCCCCCGCCCCUGGUCGGAGCGCCCGUGUCCUGGUCGACGCUGGCGGGCGCAGCAGGCACGGUCCCCUUCGUGCUCAUCCUUUAGUGAGUGAAGGUGCGGAAUUGGCCUGUCUCCCUUCCUCGUGUCUCCUUUCCGGCCGCCCGGCCGUCCUGAGAGCUCUCCUGCCGCGUCGUCCAGUGGGCACUGCAUCCGGCCUUUUCUCUUGGAGCAGGAGGCGCGGUGGGGCUGGCGCCUGGGAAGGGUGGGUGAGGGGCAGCCACAGCGUCACUGUCCCUGGGGGUUGUCUGCGUGUGGGGAGUGACAGGCCGGAGCCCCAGGCAGGGGGCAUCCUGGAGCCAGUCUGCCCUGACCCGCGAGGCUCCUCCCGGAGGGGCUGGGCCGUCGCAGGGUCGGCAGACCUCCCAUCAGGGGCAGGCAGUAGCUGUUUGGGGCUGUGGACGGUGCCGUCUCUGCCCCAGGUCCCACGCAAGUGAGCGAAGCUGUGUCCCAGUAAAACCUGGGGGGGACACGGACCUUUGAAUUGCACAUGCUUUUCAGACCUCUCCAGGUUUUAGGCUCGUUUGCUACGUAGGGUGAGCACACUGUCCUUGGCUGCAGGCCGCACACAGGCCGGCGGGGCCCAGGUCUGGCUCCUCGGCUGCUUGCGUUGCAGGCGCCGAGUGGCUGCUGCUCCGUGCUGAGGUGCUGGGGUCCAGCCGCGGGGUCACCAUGUAGGGCAGAGGCCUGGGUUCAGGUUGUGCUUCAGUCUGCCUUGUGUUUCUACAUUCAGGGAACACAAGCCUUAAGGCCUGUUUGUCAGUACCCAGAGGCAUCCUCAGAGAAGCGUGGGCAGGUCCACUUUCCACGUCCUCAUACGUGGCCACAGGUGGCCCGUCUGCGUGUGACUGCAGGGCGGGCUCCCCUGGGCAGAGGUCUGGCGGGGCUGGCCCUUGGCUGAUGGUGGCUGCAGGCUCUGAGUCCCGGGGCUUCCUGCCAACCUGUGGCCAGUGCAUUUCAGGGGCGUCCCCCGGGCAAAGCGGGGACAGCCGUUGUCCUGGUCUCGGGGUUUCUGGCAGGUCUCCCGCAGUCUGGUCACCCCUCUGCCCGCUCUGUCCCUCCUCGCGCCCCUUCCCCGCCACCCGCUCGUGUUGAGGGCUCAGCUGCUGCAGGAACGUGAGGGCUGAGGAGACAGGCCGCGUCCUUUCUGGACGUCCUGUGGAAUGCGGACAUCCAGGGGAAUCCUCUUUUUCCCGGCGCUGGUGGUGUGGGCGCUUCCUCUCUCUGUGCUGCUGAGCUUCCCCUGUGACCGGAGGCGCUGCGGGUGGGGGGUGCUCCACCCCCCGAGCCGUCCGCACGGAGGUCCGCCUUUGAUUUCGCCUCGUCAGGAACCCCAUGGACUUGGGAUUUGUUUUCUUUCAGUCCAGCUACUAAAUAGAACGGUCUCCGGUCCUCGUAACCACGCCAUGGGGUGGCCAGGCUGUCCUGGGUGUCCGAACACUGAGUCACCAGCCGACCCCUCCCACUAGCGUGUCUGCCACGCAGCUCUUCCCAGGGAGGCAGUGGGCCUUGCGUCCUCAGUGUCGUGAGUGGGGAUUUUGACCAGCAAGAAGCUGGGGGAGUGGCCGCGGGGCUGGGCCGAGUGGGUCCGGAGCGGGCAUGGGCAGCCUCCCUCGGGCCCUGGGCCCCUCUCCGCCACCUCCAGCGCCCCGCUGGUGCCGGGACGACCAGAUGCCGCCUCCUGCAACAUCUUUCCUUGUGCUGUUGUACUUCUGCUCGUGUGGAUGCUCGCGUUGUGAAAUUGCUGUUCUUUUGAGAAUUCCAGUGACUGUUUCGUUUACUCUCACUUUGAAAACAAAAGUCGUGAGAAGAAGAUUCCAGUGAUUGUGCUGUGGACUUUAUCACCGAGCUGUUCACGCCUCCCUUGGCCUGUCGAGUUGAGGGGACGUUCGAUUCUGCUCUUUCUUUAAUGGCUUGUGGUCUUUCCUCUGUUACAAUAAAGCUACAUUUUAUUCUGAAAA